Molecule: messenger RNA, 2195 nt
Organism: Xiphophorus couchianus (Monterrey platyfish)
Lineage: Eukaryota; Metazoa; Chordata; Actinopteri; Cyprinodontiformes; Poeciliidae
Product: gastrula zinc finger protein XlCGF8.2DB-like
Exons: 2
Coding region: 560-1603 (347 amino acids)
Biological process (GO): embryo development; regulation of transcription by RNA polymerase II
Cellular component (GO): PcG protein complex; nucleus; transcription regulator complex
Molecular function (GO): DNA-binding transcription factor activity, RNA polymerase II-specific; RNA polymerase II cis-regulatory region sequence-specific DNA binding
Source: RefSeq, a predicted model, not a curated record
UGCCUCACCAGGUCAUAUCUGCACAUUUGCAGUUAAUAGUCCCUUCACUGUUGCCAAUUGAGUGAUUUUCUUGCCGUAUUUAGCAACAUUUUAAAUAAAAAAUGUAUCGGUCAAAAUAGGAAUCGGCAGGUCAGACUUUUUAAAAUCUGUAAUCAGCAAUCAGUCAGAAUAGUGCAAUCGGGGAACAAUAGUUUAUCUGGUGAUUUCACUACUAAAUGAAAUUCCUUUCUCAUUUACUUUAAUAAAGUAAACCAUUCUUUGUUUUUCUGUGUUUUCUUGCCCAGAUUGCCUGCAACAUAACGUUUCUGAGGAGCAGAUAUGUAACCAGGAGAGGAGCUUCACUCUGGACAAGGACGAGUUAGAACCUCUGCAGGUGAAACAAGAACAGGAAUGGCCUGAAAAUCUGCAGAUAAAAGAAGAGCAGGAGGUCCUAGAGCAUCAGCAGAUAAAAGAAAAGCAGGAGGUUCUGGAACAUCAGCAGAUAAAAGUGGAUGAGAAAGAAGAUUACAACAGUCAGGGUGAUAAGCAGCUUGAGCUAAAACAAGAGACAGAUACCAGCAUGGUGGUUCCUAUUUUCGAGACAACAUACCACGCUGAAUCAGAAGCAGACAAGAAACAAGACAUCUUCCAGGAAGCUGCUGAUUCUGAGGACCAAAAUCAGGAAAGAAGAAAACCUUUCUCAUGUGCCAUAUGUAAAAAACGUUUCACUUUCAAAUCUGCUUUUGAGCCUCACAUGAGAACUCACUCUGGUGAAAAGCCAUUUUCAUGUGUGAACUGUGGAAAAAGUUUUCGUCGAAAACCGCAUUUAACUCGGCACAUGAUGAUUCACACUGGUGAAAAGCCGUUUUCAUGUGUGAACUGUGGAAAAAGUUUUCGUCGAAAACCGCAUUUAACUCGGCACAUGAUGAUUCACACUGGUGAAAAGCCGUUUUCAUGUGUGAACUGUGGAAAAAGUUUUACUCUAAAAUGGGAGUUAACUCAGCACAUGAUGAUUCACACUGGUGAAAAGCCGUUUUCAUGUGUGAACUGUGGAAAAAGUUUUCAUCGAAAACCGCAUUUAACUAAGCACAUGGUGAUUCACACUGGUGAAAAGCCAUUUUCAUGUGUGAACUGUGGAAAAAGUUUUAGUCGAAAACAUGCGUUAACUCGGCACAUGAUGAUUCACACUGGUGAAAAGCCAUUUUCAUGUGUGAACUGUGGAAAAAGUUUUAGUCAAAAACGGGAGUUAACUGAGCACCUGAUGAUUCAUACUGGUGAAAAGCCAUUUUCGUGUGUGAACUGUGGAAAACGUUAUAGUGGAAAACGGGAGUUAACUCGGCACAUGAUGAUUCACACUGGUGAAAAGCCGUUUUCAUGUGUGAACUGUGGAAAAAGUUUUCGUCUAAAACAGGCGUUAACUAAGCACAUGAUGAUUCACACUGGUGAAAAGCCGUUUUCAUGUGUGAACUGUGGAAAAAGUUUUCGUCGAAAACCGCAUUUAACUCAGCACAUGAUGAUUCACACUGGUGAAAAGCCAUUUUCAUGUGUAACCUGUGGAAAAUGUUUUCGUCACAAAAUUAAUUUAACUCGGCACUUGAGGCGUCACAUAGGUGAAAAGCUGUAGAAGUAUUUUCCAUACAUGUCCUAUGUUGAGGUUCACUAUGGAAUUGUUCUGGUUAUAAACUAGAAUAAAUGACUGGAGGGGUUUCAUGUCUAUAAACCUUAAAAUUUUUGUAUUUGUUAAAUGUUCACAUUUGGAUACUUGGAGAUGUGCCACCAUGACACAUUUUCCUGUGGAGAUGCUUUGUUUAUUUGGGUUUUUUUUGCAUAUUCUGUAUCAAAAAACAAUAAUGAUAAACUGUAUGUUAUUGUAUUAACAUACUGUUUAUGUCAAAAUGUAUGUUGUGUGUGCACAAAGUGAAGAGCAGAGGGCUCAGCACACAGCCCUGAGGAGUGCCAGUACUGAUGCUGAUAGAUGAAGAGGCUUGGGGGCCCACUGACUAUUUCAUGCAUUAACAGAGUUUGACCGGACAUGGACUCCCUUCCAGAACAUUCUCACAUGAUUGGACUUGAGGGAUUGAUUUGUAUUCUUCUACCCUGUACAGAGAAAGAGUGGGUGGGUGGAUAUUAUUUACUUUAAUACAUUUAUAAUCAAUAAUAAAAUGGGCUGUAAAUUUUCUUUAAUGGUUGUGCAUUCUCAAAAUGAUCUUUAAACA